Molecule: messenger RNA, 2940 nt
Organism: Vitis riparia (riverbank grape)
Lineage: Eukaryota; Viridiplantae; Streptophyta; Magnoliopsida; Vitales; Vitaceae
Exons: 12
Coding region: 243-2246 (667 amino acids)
Cellular component (GO): cytoplasm
Molecular function (GO): protein binding
Source: RefSeq, a predicted model, not a curated record
UGCCUUUCCAUUUUCGCUUAUUUUCUCAUUCCUCACUCCUCUCCGUCUCCUUAUUUCGCUUCGCCUCUUCUCUCUUUUCGGCUUUGAUCUGUUACGAGUGUUUUGACCUGGACAUUGAAGUUCGAAAAAUCGAUUCAAUUUCAGUGUUUGCUCAUAAAUUUGGCUGUUCGCAUCUCUAUUUCGCAGAUUGGGGAACAGAGAGUCUUCGAUUUGCUCUCUCAUUUUCCUAGGGUUUCUGGAGAAUGAAGUCUCUGGGAAAGCUUCGGAAAUUUGCGCUGCCAAAGAACGAUGCUUCCAAGGAGAAAAGAGAUGCUCAACUUUCGGCGCACGUGGAUGAGCUAGCCCAGGCCUCGCAGGAUAUGCAAGAAAUGAGAAAUUGCUAUGAUAGCUUACUUUCUGCUGCUGCUGCUACAACAAACAGUGCAUAUGAAUUUUCAGUGUCAUUGGGGGAAAUGGGCUCUUGUCUAGUGGAAAAAACCUCAAUUAAUGAUGAUGAAGAAAGUGGCAAAGUUUUGUUAAUGAUGGGAAAAGUGCAGUUUGAUCUUCAGAAACUUGUUGAUAGCUAUCGGUCUCAUAUUAUCCAGACAAUUACAAACCCAUCGGAGUCUCUUCUCAAUGAACUUCGGACAGUAGAGGAAAUGAAGCGGCAGUGUGAUGAAAAGAGAAACGUGUAUGAAUACAUGAAGGCGCAACAGAGAGAAAAAGGAAGGUCAAAAAGUGGGAAAGGAGAAAGUUUGCAGCAAUUGACAGCAGCUCAUGAUGAAUUUAAUGAUGAGGCAACCCUAUGCGUUUUUCGGUUGAAAUCUCUGAAACAAGGGCAGUCCCGAAGUCUUCUAACACAGGCAGCUCGUCAUCAUGCGGCUCAGUUGAAUUUCUUUCGAAAGGGACUUAAAUCUCUUGAGGCAGUUGAGCGACACUUACGAGUGGUUGCAGAACGACAACACAUUGAUUACCAAUUCAGUGGACUUGAAGAUGAUGAUGUGGAAGAUGGAGAAGAUGAUGGCGAGAAUGGCUAUGAUGCAAGUGAGGGUGGGGAAUUGAGUUUUGACUAUAGACAAAAUAAGAGGGGGAUUGAAGUUGUGUCUGCAACAACAAAUUCUAUGGAGUUGGAUCAAGCAGACCUUUCUUUUCCCCAAGCUUCAACGGUGGAAACGGUGGAGUUAAAUCCAGAAAAAAACCAUGGGGAUCUCCAGGGUUUCAGUAGGGAACCUAGAGCAGGCAGUUAUUCUGCUCCAAUAAUUGCAGAGAAGAGUGAUCCAUCUGAAAGGAUAAGACAAACACAAUCAUCCACACGGAAGUUGCACACGUAUGUGCUACCCAUUCCAGUUGGUGCAAAGAGUUCAACUCCUUCAAGAACAAGCAGUUCGGUUCCCCGAACAAGGCCAACAAGCCUCCAUGGAGGCACCCGCAAUUUGUGGCAUUCUUCCCCCUUAGAGCCAAAGAAGCAUGAGAAAGAUUCUGGAGAUGAUCACUUGUCAGGUCCAACCAUAUCAGAAGCACAAUCAGUUCUCAAAGAGAGCAACAGUAAUAAUGCUGCCAUCCGACUGCCCCCUCCUCUGGCUGAGGGACUUUCACUUCCACAGCUUGAUACACUGAACACAUCUGAUACUAAAAAGGUCAAAAGACUAGCUUUUUCAGGUCCAUUGACAGGUAAGCCACGGUCAACAAAGCCUGUUCUAUCUUCCAGUGGUCCCAUUGCCCCUGCCGAACUUCCCCAACUAGUUUCUGGAUUGCUUUCUCGUGUUCCAAUUCCUCAGCCUUCUUCGUCCCCAAAAAUAUCUCCAAGUGCUUCUCCUCCUCUUGUAUCUUCUCCCAGAAUAAAUGAGCUCCAUGAGCUCCCUAGGCCUCCUGUCAGCUUGGCAACCAAGCCAGCUAGAUUUCCCGGUUUGGUUGGUCAUUCUGCUCCUUUGAUAUCCAGAAAUGAGCUUUCUGCAACAAGUAAAACCUCUUCAAUGGCAUCAAAUGCAGCCUCUCCACUGCCAACUCCUCCUGUCCCGAGGAGUUUCUCCAUACCAUCAAGCAGUCAGAGAGCUACGGCAUUACAUGUGACCAAGGUUCUGGAAUCUUCUCAAAUUCCAGACAAGGCUGAAGAAGUUGGCUCUCCACCAUUGACACCUAUUUCUCUCUCAAAUAGUAAGCCAACAUCAACGAUCUCUGAAGUGGCCUCUCAGUCUGGUCAAAUCAGAGGAAUUAUUUUGGGCAUUUUCCUCCCUUUCUCUCACCCUAAAACACUUGCUCAACAAUAGGAAAUAAACUUCUAGGCUCCAAAAUUGAAGAGCAGGUGAGAGUUGAUUUCAUGUUUUGUUUGGUGAAGCUUUGAUUCUUUUGGGCCUGUGGGACAGGAUCUGCAUUUCAUCAUCUAGCGUUGGGUGAGGUCUGUAAAUAUAAUGACGUUUCACGAAUUGUUUAGCUUCUCAUCACAAUAUUGGUUCACCGUUUGUUGUUGAUUAGUUGAGAACUCACCCCAGCAGAGAGGUCACCGUUUCUUGUAUAUCAUCAAAUGAGGAAUUUUGUUUUUAUUGGUCAAGGAAUUACCAGUCAAGCAAGGAUGUUUCAUUUUUUCAGAAAAAGGCAAGAGUCAUUGAUUUUGAGGUUUCUCAAUAUACAUGUAUAUCCCUGCCCUAGAGUUUGGUACUUGAAGGCAGGCCUAAGUAUUUCUUUUGAUGCAAUUUCCAGCUGAGGUUUCUGUCCUGGAGUGGUUAGGGCUUUGCUUGUGGAAGUUGAUAAUGGUUCAAUGCGGGCAUACUUCUAGAACAUCCUGUACUGCCAUUCUCAUAGCUUGUAAAUGUAUGCAAUACUGGGAUCUUGAUUCCCUGAGAAAUUGUCAUUUCCUCUGGAGGGAUGUAAUCAAAGCUUAUUUCACAAAGUAUAUACUCUAGGUCGUGUGGUUGCAUUGAGACCUUGGCCAGAGUUCACGAAAUAAAAUGAUCGGUGUCCACA